Molecule: messenger RNA, 2390 nt
Organism: Acanthisitta chloris (rifleman)
Lineage: Eukaryota; Metazoa; Chordata; Aves; Passeriformes; Acanthisittidae
Gene: RNASEL
Product: ribonuclease L (2',5'-oligoisoadenylate synthetase-dependent)
Exons: 8
Biological process (GO): mRNA processing; protein phosphorylation
Molecular function (GO): protein kinase activity; protein binding; ATP binding
Source: RefSeq, a predicted model, not a curated record
AUGGAGCCCACAGCUCACACGCAGAAGGAGGUCCCUACCCCUCCUAGAACAAAGACAGCAGAAGACCUGACCUGUGAGUUAAAUGCUGCAGUGAAGAACAGAAAAAAAGAACUUGUGCUAGAGCUGCUGGAGCAAGGGGCUGAUGUGAACUCCAAAAUAGAAGGUGGCUGGACACCACUGCACACUGCUGUGCAGUCUGGUCAGGAGGACAUGGUCAGACUUCUGCUGGACAAAGGUGCUUGUCUGUAUGACAGGAAGGACAACGGUGGCACUGCAUUAACUGAGGCAGGGAUAGCAGGAAAUGUGAAUAUACUGGAGCUCCUCCUGGACCGUGGGUUAAAUAUUAAUGACCAUGACAUCAAUGGCUUCACAGCUUUCAUGGAGGCUGCAUGGUACGGGAGGGAGGAAGCCUUGAAAUUCCUGUAUAGCAGAGGAGCAAAUGUGAAUUUGAGGAGGGUAACUACUGAGGAGAAAGCCAAACUGCAUAAAGGAGGUGCAACAGCUCUGAUGGAUGCUUGUAAGGAGCGUCACUUCUCAUCUGUAAAACUCCUUGUCGAAGAGAUGGGGGCUGAUGUGAACAUUCGUGACAACAGAGAUAAGAAUGCCUUGAUCCAUGCCCUAAAGAAGGGUUCAGACAAAAAAAGAUAUGAGUCAGCUGUUUCCAUAGUUCGUUUCCUGCUGGACCACGGUGUUGAUGUGAAGAGCAGGGAUGAAUGUGGGAAAACUGCCCUCAUUCUAGCUGUUGAAAUGCAGAAUGCAGAGUUGGUGACAGCUUUACUGGAGAAAGAUGAAAUAGAUAUUGAUGAUGCAGAUGAGGAGGGCAACACAGCACUGAUGGUGGCUGUAGAGAACAGUGACUGCAAUAUAGCAAAGCUGUUGUGUGAAAAAGGAGCAAGGACUGAUGUUGGGAACCUUAUCACAGUUGCAAAGAGGAAUCGUUCUCUUAGCAUGGAAAAUCUUCUUCUUGCAUAUAACACCACAUUUGUUCCAGAACCCCCCAGAGACUGGGAGCCAAACAGCAAACGCUGGAGGGACCAGCUGAAAAAACUUGAUCAAAUGUAUCGCCCUAUGAUUGGUAAACUGAAGACAUUUACAUACAUCCAGCAGAGAAUUCAGGAUGGCAUCUACCUUGGGUUCCAUGGAAGGACAGAGGUAGCAGUAAGAGUAACCCACAGUACAGAGGGUGACAAAGAGAAAAGGUUCUUUGAACAAUGUUGUCACUGUGAACAUCUACUGAAGCUCUUCCAGACUGAGAAGGCAAAAGGUUGCAUGUACUUGUGUUUCCCUCUCUGGGAGAAAAACCUUGAAGAACAUCUGCAGGACCCAGAAGAUCAAAUGGAUUACAAAGCUGCUCUGAAGAUGAUCUUCCAGUCGCUGAGAGAGCUGCACUCCCUUGGAUUUGCUCACCAGGAUCUGCAGCCCAGGAACUUUGUAAUAGAUUUAAGUGGCAAAAUUUACUUGGCAGACUUUGAUAAUAAAAGAAAGUUAAUUGAAGGGCGAGAAGAACUCAUAAACUCAGAUUUAGAGGCCCUUGGCAGGCUCAUGCUGUACGUUUUAACAGGGGGUAGGAAACCCCUUGAGCAAGUUGGAAUCAAGGAUUUGGUUGCUCAUUUCCCAGAUUCCAUGGAGGCUCUGGACCUUGUAAGAUGCCUGUCCUCUCAUGAUGAACGAGGCUUGGAAGGUUUGAGCAAGCAUCCCUAUUUCUGGAGCAAACAGAUCAAGUUCAACUUCCUGAAGACAAUAUGGAAUCAAAUCAAAGAUAUCCCCUACCCUGUCCGAAAAACUGUUUUUCAAGAUCGUAAUAUUACUGAAAAGUUUCCUUAUCCACAGUGGACCAAUGAGAUUGACAAAGACAUUCUAGAUGUCAUGGAAAAUCCUAAGAAUGCAAAACAUAGAAGACCUAGAAAUGAUGGCACCAAAUUAUACCACUACAGCAACGAUGUCACCGACCUACUGAGGCUCAUCAGAAACCUGGAUGAACACAAAGAUGAAGGGAUCAGCAACAAAAUAGGAGACUAUGCCGAGUAUUUCCUGGAGGUUUUCCCAAAGCUUACCAUUUAUGUCUACAACAGUUUAUGCCAGAACCCCAAAUACAGUCACUUUGCAGACAUUCAGGACCCUUCUCUCUUCCCCUGGUCACUGUUGAAGGCGAGCACGUGCUCACGGAAGACGCUCGGCCCCUGUGCAAGGUCUGCAGGGCAGAACCAGCAGCAGCCCACAGCUACCCUUGACCCUGGCAGCAUCUUCAAAGGGAGCAUGGGCCUGCUGCGGAGCGUGCAAUGUUUGCUCACAUACCGGGCCAGCAGCUACCGCCUCCCUGCCUUGGGGGGUUUCGUCAGCCUCCCGCAGCCCUCCAGGGGAGACCAGUCGGCCACUGCUGCUUGCACAAG